Messenger RNA from Drosophila bipectinata, 1072 nucleotides. RefSeq names its product axoneme-associated protein mst101(3). The record is from RefSeq and is a predicted model, not a curated record. Lineage: Eukaryota; Metazoa; Arthropoda; Insecta; Diptera; Drosophilidae. Gene Ontology annotation, cellular component: mitochondrion.
CAUUUUAAAGAAAUGUCCCUUAAAAUGACAAGAAGCUUUAAGCGCCCUUAUCUGGCUCAGGCUCUAAUCUCUCGUCUUUAUGGCAAUAAGAAGAAUUCAAACAAGCCCUCGAAUACUCCGCGACCUCCCAAGGAUCCACCAGAUGAGCCUCCCUACAAGCCGGAAUGCGUAGGCCACGAGGGAUUCGAUGUCCCCAAAUUCGUGAGUCCCUCGUCUUUCCGGCAGUUCAGUGGACCGGACGAAAAGCUGGGACCAGGAGCGGGAAAAGACCAGGCGUACAAGAACGCCCAGUACUUUGGGUAUCAUCGAUUUAGCUUUAUGGAGCUGCUUAAACAGGCUACGGUAUUAAGGGACAAACGCAAGUCCGACGCCGGAAUUCAGGCCUCCCUGGAGGUGGACGAAGAUCAAGAAGUCGACGACGAUCUUCAGUCUAUGAAGAAUUUGGAGAAAGAAUGCGAACAGAUUCUCCAAAAGCAGGCCAAGGAGCAGGAGGAAAAAUGCAAGAAAGCUCAAGAGAAGCCUCUGGAGGACAUGAACGAAGAGGAACUGGAAGCUUGGUGCCAGAAAAAGGAGGCCCUGAUCAAGGAGAAAGAAAAGAAAGAUAAAGAGGUGGAAGUAUCGAAGGGGGGAAAGGCUUUGGAGAGCAUGUCCUCGGAGGAGCUUGCAGAAUGGUGUAAGCAGAAGGAAGCGGAAAUCAAAAAGAAGGAGGAGCAGAAGAAUUUAAAUGCGGAAUUGAAGAAAAAGGAAGAAGCUUUGAUGAAAAUGUGCGAGGAGGCAGAACAGAAGAGAAAGUGCGUAGAAGAGCAGGUGAAGAAAGAGUGCCAGGAGAAGGAGGAGAAGGCAAAGAAAGAGAAAUGCGCAGAGGCAGAGAAGAAAGCUUGUGGGGAGGCAGAACUUAAGAAGAAAUGCGAGGAAGCGGAGUUAAAGAAAAAAUGUGAAGAAGAGGCCUUGAAGAAAAAAUGCGAGGAAGAGGCAUUAAAGAAGAAAUGCCAAGAGGAAGCUACGAAGAACAAAUGUGAGGACAAAAAGGAUAAAGACAAGUAGAAUCAGUGGAAAACCCAAAAUAUUUAAA